Molecule: messenger RNA, 990 nt
Organism: Caenorhabditis briggsae
Lineage: Eukaryota; Metazoa; Nematoda; Chromadorea; Rhabditida; Rhabditidae
Exons: 7
Coding region: 1-990 (329 amino acids)
Molecular function (GO): calcium ion binding
Source: RefSeq, a predicted model, not a curated record
AUGUGGGGUGUGAUCAGAAUGCGCACUUUUCGCAGAUCGACUAGAAAUGCCGCCCCAAGAAUGAAGCGACCAAAGCCGAGAGCAUCGGAAAAGCAAAGGACACUGGAGAGACACUUUGGUUCUCGUCAACCAACCAGGAACCGAUUCAUCAACGCCAUUUACUGGGGAUUCCGUCGCUGUCAAUUCUGGCUGUGCUUCUAUGAUGAUGAAGUCGAAAUCGAUGUGGAGGACCUUCUAUCCAACCCAUUCAACACCCAGCCUCCAGGACUUGAUCAACUGGUUCAGUUGACCGGAUUCGAUCGGAAAUGGAUCAUGUUCAUGUAUCGGAACUUCAAGCAGAAGUGCUCAAACGGGCGAAUGACCGAGUCCCAAUGGCGCAUCGUCUUUCGUAGUCUAUUUCCGCAAGCCAACGACUCUGCAUUUGUGGAUAGGCUCUAUUCAGCAAUCAUCAAGAACAAACAACAUCAACAGAUCACUUUCGAGGACCUUAUCAUUUGUCUUUGGGAACUUUCGGAUGACGGGAAGUCGUCAGAAAUGAGCAAUUCGCAUAUCAAUCCAUCGUCUCGUGCUCAAUUCGCAUUCCAUUUGAUGGAUGUGGAGGGAAAGGGCCGAGUUGACGAAGCCGGUUUCAUCAAGUACACACGCUGUGUAUUCGCUCUGACUGCUUCUCACCAGGUCAUUGAUGCGGUAACCAUCGGACUACCAGCUGGAAGCAUCUAUAGAUCAAAAUCGGCAGAUGACGAUUUGAAGCCGUUGUCUCCAUUGAUCGCUAGAUUCUCGGCGAAGAGAUUCAAGGAACUUGAUGAAGAUCGUGACGGCUACAUUACCGUUCGCGAUAUCGAACGAGAGAUUGAAAUCCAGCAAAACGAAGCAAUCUGUCUAAAAUCUCUGAAAAAUUUCACAAUUCAAGAAGAAGAGGAUGAUGAAGAUGUGGACAUAAAUCCUCUACUCUCGCCGAGCACCAGUGGCGGUUCCAAAAAGAGGGACUAA